AACCAUUUACGCGCGAAAGUUGCGGACGUUCGGAUUUCGCACUUCAAAUCAUUUACGAAACAUUACCUUUUGUGCAAUACUGUCUGGUACAAAAGAAAAUUCGUUCAACAGUUUUCUAAAGAAAUAUUGUGUGGAAAAUAUAAAUACUUGUUUAUACAUAUUUUCGUGUGUAAAUACAGUGUUAUAACAAAUUAUUAAAUAUAUUAAUUGUCUGCGAUUGCGAAAUACGAAUUUAGGUCUCAAUUUUCCUAGGCCAGCGCAGUUAGUCAGGAAAAUGAGUUUGAGCCGAUUGUGUCGAGUCGUUAAAUGCGAUUUAGUGAAAGUUCAGUCAUCUAGUGCGUUGGUUUCGAAACUUUGGGGACCUUGUGCUGGGAGGGAAGUGAGCACGAGUUGCACGCAACCUGCCAGUAUUGCACAACACAGUACGAAGCCGGAUUGGAACCGGGCUGUCAGUGAGGCGGAGAAGAUUGUAGGAUAUCCGACCUCCUUCCUGAGUCUCCGAUGGGUUCUGAGCGACGAGAUCGCGAACGUAGCGCUCCAUUUGCGCAAACUGGUUGGGAGUAAUCACCCUUUGUUGAAAACGGCUAAGAAUCUGAUCUACAAUGGCAAGAACAACAUGCAAGCGUGGGGUCUCAUCGUGCUGCUGGUCUCCAAGGCUGCCGGCCACAGCCCCGAGAUCCCGGACAUGGAGCAGGACAAGGCCGCUGGGGUUCUGCACAGUCAACGCGCUCUCGCCGAGGUGACUGAGAUGAUUCGCACAUCUCACCUGGUCCAUAAGGGGCUGGUCAACAUGAACUCCCGCCAGCCCAUCGCAGCGGAGCCUGAUGACAUGAUGUUUGGCAACAAGAUAGCGUUGCUCAGUGGGGACUACCUGUUGGCUAACUCUUGUUCUGAGCUGGCUAAUUUAAGGAAUCAAGAGCUGGUCGAGCUGAUGUCAUCAGCUGUACGAGACCUGGCUGAAGCGGAGUUUCUCGGCGAGAGGGACGAGCAGAACAACCCUCUGCCAUCGCGACCUCUGCCUAAAGAGCAGAUCCAAGAGGCCACAGAAUGGGAUUGCAUAGUGGACCCUCUCCCGAUGGGCGGCGUGAUCGGGUGCGCGGGUCGCGAGUGGUCGGCGCGUCACGUGCUGGCGGCCGGCGCGCUGCUCGGCAAGAGCUGCUCCGCCGCCCUCAAGCUGGCCGGCCAUAAACCACAGCUACAGACACAGGGCUACCUCUUCGGCUGCCACCUAGCCCUAGCAUGGCAAGCCUUCCUCGACCUGGAAGCGUUCACGGGCCCCGAGCCCGCCAGCUUCUCCCUCGUCGGGGCCCCGCUCGCCUUCACCCUGGAGGCCAGACCUGAACUGUACGAGUAUAUUGAAGCCGGGAAGAAGAGCGUCCAGGACGUUGAUUAUCACGCUCUAUACACAGCGGUGCUCGCAGGCGACGGUUUGGAGCAAACCAAGCGUCUCCAGCGCUCGCACAUCGCCCGCGCGGUGGACGUGCUGGACAGCUUCCCCAACUGUGACGCCAGGACUGCACUCGCAAACAUCAUUGUUGCUAUGCACCAUGAACAUUUGUGAAGAUAAGUCGUAAAUAGGUAUUAUUUGUUAUCAUAGCUUUAUACUGCAGUAAUGACACGUGAUUUUAGAGAAAACACAACACAAUUCAGAGUCAAAUCUAUUUGGAGACUCCUUGGAAUGCCCUUUGCCGGGCUUUACCUUCGCAGAACUCCAUGUAAGUUAUGACAAAAAAAAACAAUCAAUUUCUUUAAUAAUUUUGUUGCCAUCCGCUAUAAAUACUUCUGAAGUAAAGAUGGCCGUACCCAAAUGCUCUCGUGAUUUAAGAAGGGACGUUAAUGCAGGUCAUAUAAUUAUAUUGAAAUUGGCUCAAGAACAGUGAACACUCUAACAUUCAUCUCCAAUAUCAUCUUUGCUAUUUUGCUGUUUAUACCUAAAUGUCCAUAAAGUGACGUCAUGUACAGGGAAUACUUAAUGUUUCAUUCCGUAUCCAUUUCAUUCAUUUCGCAUAUUAGUUAAAAAGCCUUCUUCUUAAUAUUGUCAUUUCUAAAGGGAAUCCGUGCGUCAGCAAAUUGUCUGACUCAAGCUAUAGACCCAGUUAUUUUAUUGAGAAAUUACUUUGGGUGUUACUUAGAAUUUAUAGUAAAUCAGGUCAUAAUUUGAGAUCCCCAAUGCGAAAUGUCCAAUUCGUUUUAUAGAAAUCAAUGCUCUGUAUUGUAUAAUUAUGAAUAGUAAUGUCAAGUUUUAUACAAUUUCAUAUUAUAAUGUCCUUUAUAAUGAUCCUUCCAUGUUUUAUACACUGUUAUCCAAUUGUGUUAUGUAAAAAAUAAAAAAGUUACCACAAAAACAACAUAAUAUACAAAACAAUAUUUAAGAAAUUAAAAUGACAUUGUGAACAAAUGCUCAAAGUAUUGUAAGUAGUUUUUAUCUUUGUAUUUUAAAAUUAAA
This is a messenger RNA of Trichoplusia ni (cabbage looper), 2446 nucleotides long. RefSeq names its product decaprenyl-diphosphate synthase subunit 2 (gene Pdss2). The record is from RefSeq and is a predicted model, not a curated record. The coding region runs from base 275 to 1561 and encodes 428 amino acids. Gene Ontology annotation, cellular component: transferase complex; mitochondrion. Lineage: Eukaryota; Metazoa; Arthropoda; Insecta; Lepidoptera; Noctuidae. Gene Ontology annotation, biological process: ubiquinone biosynthetic process; isoprenoid biosynthetic process. Gene Ontology annotation, molecular function: prenyltransferase activity. The transcript is spliced from 7 exons.